Messenger RNA from Pseudophryne corroboree (corroboree frog), 1003 nucleotides. It is a transcript of the gene PSME1, whose product is annotated as proteasome activator subunit 1. Bases 106 to 840 code for a protein of 244 amino acids. The record is from RefSeq and is a predicted model, not a curated record. The transcript has 11 exons. Gene Ontology annotation, molecular function: endopeptidase activator activity. NCBI's taxonomy places the organism in Eukaryota, Metazoa, Chordata, Amphibia, Anura, Myobatrachidae. Gene Ontology annotation, cellular component: proteasome activator complex; cytoplasm; nucleoplasm. Gene Ontology annotation, biological process: regulation of proteasomal protein catabolic process; positive regulation of endopeptidase activity; regulation of G1/S transition of mitotic cell cycle.
CUUUACUUUCACUUUCUCUUAAACUGUAACGUCUACAGUCACUGCUAUAGGAAGAACGAAGACGGAGCAGACGACGUUCUCCCUGCCUGUAAUCACUGUAAGGAAAUGGCAGACUUACGUGUUUCCCCAGAAGCUGUAAACAAGGUGGAUGCAUUCCGCAGUCAACUCUGUAAGGAGGCUGACGAGCUAAUAUCAGUGGGAUUUCCACAGAAGAUUACUGAGCUAGACAAACUCAUCAGUUCUCCAGAGCUGAAUGUUUCUGAUUUGACAACACUGCGAGCUCAGCUGGAUAUACCAAUACCAGACCCUGAGAAGGAGCAAGAAAAAGAAAAACAGAAGAAAGAAAAAGAUGACAAAAAGAAAGAUGAUGAAGAUGAGAAAGGCCCCCCCUGUGGUCCCAUUGCUUGCAAUGAGAAAAUAACAAGUUUACAAAGAAAACUCAAGACAGAAAUCCAGGAAUUAAAGGAAAAUUUAAAUAUGGUUUCUCUUUGGCUGCAGCUUCAGAUUCCACAGAUUGAGGACGGGAAUAACUUUGGCGUUGCUGUUCAGGAAAAAGUAUUUGAAGUGAUGACAAGUCUGAGGACCAAGUUAGAUGCAAUUAAUACUCAGAUAUCUAAAUAUCUCUCUGAUCGAGGAGAUGCUGUAGCCAAAGCAUCAAAAGGGCCACACGUGGGUGAUUAUCGGGCUCUGGUUCAUCAGUUGGAUGAAUCCCAGUACUCUGAACUGCGGCUCACAGCUCUGGAAAUAAAGAACUUCUAUGCCACACUAUGUGAUGUCAUUAUCAAGAAUUACAGCAAGAUUAAAAGACCCCGUGGAGACACCAAGAGACUCAUCUAUUAAACUGUUUCAACCAAUCAGUUUUUCUUUUUGGCAAUAGAUUUGUGCCAUGCUUUUUGCGAUACUUUGAACAGGAUGUACUGUACAUGUGCAUUUUCUCUACUGUAACUUUUGAUUCCAAGCUAAGGAGGCACUUGAAGUACAAUAAACAUUAAUGAUCUUCAAA